Molecule: messenger RNA, 1164 nt
Organism: Penicillium digitatum Pd1
Lineage: Eukaryota; Fungi; Ascomycota; Eurotiomycetes; Eurotiales; Aspergillaceae
Product: putative pectin methylesterase
Biological process (GO): cell wall modification; pectin catabolic process
Molecular function (GO): pectinesterase activity
Source: RefSeq, a predicted model, not a curated record
AUGCUUCCAUCCAUCCUCCCCCUGCUGGGUCUCCUCCUCCACACCCUGGGAGCCAACACCAUCGCCAUCAAGCCCAGCUCCCGACAAAUCUGCCAGUCCACGGGCACCCAAUGUCCACCAGGAACCAUCAUUGUCAGCCCAACCUCCAAACGCGCCUCUCACACUACCAUUCAAUCCGCCAUAAACUCUCUCCCAGAUGAUGCAACCCCGCAGACGAUUCUCAUCCUGGAGGGCAACUACACCGAGCAAGUCAACGUCACUCGCUCAGGCCCAAUCACGCUUCUGGGCGAAACCACUUUCCCCAAAGACGCAACCCAAAACCGCGUGCGCAUCACCUGGGCUGCCGGAAACAAGAACAACACCCGCGGCGUUGACAACGUGUACUCCAGCGUCUUCGUUGUAGCACCUACACUCGAAGCGAGUUUCUCGGGAUCAGGCACGAACGGUUAUCCCGUGCCCGCUGACACGCCGUUCGGAAACAAGGACUUCCGCGUGUACAACAUUGACUUUGACAACACUUGGGCCGAGUACACCAAUGGACCGGCACACGCGCUGAGCUUCAGCCGUGCCAAUGGUGGAUUCUACUACUGCGGGUUCUAUUCCUACCAGGAUACUGUCUACAUUGGCAAGCUCGGCAACGCCUACUUCUACGAAAGCAUCCUAGCCGGCGAAACCGACUUCCUUUACGGCUUCGGCACAGCCUGGAUCCAAUCCAGCGCUCUGCAACUCCGCGGCUGUGGCGGCGGAAUCACCGCCUGGAAAGGCACGAACACUACCAUUCCCAACAAGUACGGUGUGUACAUUGUUGACUCCAAUGUCCGUGCCGCGAACACCUCCAUCGCGGCCGAUAUCAAGGGUGCGUGUGCGCUGGGCCGGCCAUGGAACGGCCUGCACCGGUCGAUCUUUGCGCGCUCCUACGAGGACGGCAGCAUUCUUCCUCAGGGUUACAUUGAAUGGGUUGGCAGUGGCCCUGGAAGAUUUGAGAAGGGUGUUACGCUUAUGGCGGAGUAUGAGACUUACGGACCUGGCUUCAACGAGACUGCUCGUCUUGAGGGUGGCUUUACUACUCUUCUUGGAUGGGAGCAGUUCGAGCCGUACAGCACUCCGCAGAAGGUCUUCGGAGAUGUGGAUUGGAUCGAUUGGGAGGUUGUUAAGGGCAAUUGA